AUGCCACGGCGAGAUUCGAAAGCGAGCGGCGGCGCCGGCGCGCUGUCGUUCUUCCAGAGCCUCAGCGCGUCCGAGCGCGCGGAGCUGCUGGAUAUCGCGCCGAUGCUGCGCGGCGUGCGCCACGAAGCUCCCCCCGUCGAUCCCCCGACCGAGCGCGUCGGCGACGUCCUCGGCGUCGUCGGCGGCGGCGACAGCAGCGACGACAGCGACGCGUCCUCCGGCGCGGACGACGACGACGACGAGACCGGGACCGGGACGACGCGCGCGGCGGGGGCGCGCCGCGCGAGGAGGAGGAGGAGGGACGCGGACAUCGAAGACAUCGACGACCGCGCGAUCGCGAGCGCGACCGCGACGACGCCGGCGACGAUCCGAAGAGGGGUCAUCAAGACGCCUCUCACGUCGACGUCGACGCGCGCCGGCGUAUCCGGCGGCGCGUCGCCGUACGCGCCCUCGGACGUCACGCGCGACAUCGCGAACCGCGAGUCCGACCUGCGGUUCGAGGUGGAGCGCCUGCGCGCGACGAACGCGCGCCUCGAGAGCGAGUGCGACGCCGCGAGAGCGCGCCUCGACGCGUCCAGGCGCGCGCACCUCGCGACGGAGUGCGCGCUGACGGAGCAGACGCGAGCGCUCGACGACGCGAGGACGCGCGCGAUCGGCGAGGGCGCGAUGCGCGCGGGCGCGGCGGAGGACGCGUGCGCGCGGCAACGGCGGAUGCUGCGAGAUCUCGCCGUGGCGUCCGAGGGAUUGGCGCGAGACAACGCGGCGCUCUCCGCCGAGUUGGACGCGUGUCGCGCGCGGCUCGAGAGGAGCUGCGAGGACAACCGCGCGCUCCACGACAAGGUGCGCAGCGCGCAGCGGCUGUAUCUCGCAGGGCAGAGGGACGCGGAGGCGCGCGUCGAGGAGGACGACCUCCGCGGGGGGUGGGCGCGGAAGAUGGACGCGCUGUGCGCGAACGAGGCGCUGUCCGAGUCGCGGCCGCCGGCGUCGUUCACGGGGGUUCGUAACGCUCGAUCUUUGAGCGUUACUGGCGGCAGCACGCCGCCGGCGACGACGUCCAGGAGCGACAACCCGAACAGCACGAAUCGACACGUCGCGGGGGAUCUCUUCCAGGAGCGACAGAAGCUUCGGCACGAGGUGAGUCGGUUGACGCGGCGACUGCGCGACGCCGCCAACCGCGCGUCAAACGCGGAGGAGGAACUGCGACGCGUGAAGGAGAUCGCCGCGGAGCGACGAAUGGCGGACGCGCGGCGACGCGAUCGCGAUCGGAAGCAGCUCGCGGGCGCGGUCCGGCGGCUGCGGUGGCUCGUGGAGCGCGUGUCGUCGCUCGAGUCCGCGGCGAAAGAGACGGAUCGAUACGUGGAAGCGUUGGAAGGGAAGCUGCUGAAAGCGCACGCGCGCGCGAUCAAUCGCGCCAAGACGGCGAAGCUGAAGUCACACACCCCGAUCGCGUCGAUGGGCAGGGGCGAGAUGGCGUACACCCUCGGCGCGGCGGGCGUGGGGGGGACGGAGUGGGGACGAAGAAUCGCUUCGCCGCGGUUCGCCGCCGACUACGCGGACGACGACGGCUCCGAGGCGGACGAGUUACUGGACGGGUUGAAUCCUCCCGGUAACUCGACCGCGAGCGGGGUCGGGGGGGUGGGUCGCCGGUUCGGAUCGCGCGAGCGCGAGCGCGGCGGUGCGCGAGGCGCUGGCGAUGGCGAGGCGCGCGAGGGAGGAGGGGGAGGUCGAGACUGA
Molecule: messenger RNA, 1734 nt
Organism: Micromonas pusilla CCMP1545
Lineage: Eukaryota; Viridiplantae; Chlorophyta; Mamiellophyceae; Mamiellales; Mamiellaceae
Exons: 1
Coding region: 1-1734 (577 amino acids)
Source: RefSeq, a predicted model, not a curated record